CACCCCUGCCCAAUGAACCCGGGCAACAAGUACAAGCCAUUCAAGCCUAUACACCUCCCCAACCGCCAGUGGCCCUCAAAGGUACAGACCACUGCGCCCAUCUGGACCUCGGUCGAUCUGCGGGAUGGCAACCAAGCCCUGGUCAACCCCAUGUCAGGAGCUCAGAAGAUCAAGUUCUUCCAGAAGCUCGUACAGACGGGAUUCAAGGAGAUCGAAGUCAGCUUCCCCAGCUCGGGUGAGACAGACUUUGACUUCACCAGGGAAAUCAUUGAGAAGGGAAUGAUCCCAGAUGACGUCUGGAUCCAAGUCCUGACACCAGCAAGGGAGGAGCUGAUCAGGAAGACAUUCGAAUGCAUCAAGGGAGCCAAGAAUGUCAUCAUGCACAUGUACAAUGCCACCUCGCCCCUCUUCAGAGAAGUCGUCUUCGGCAAUGACCAAGACCGUACAGUGGCCCUGGCCAUCAAGCACACCAAGAUUGUAGCAGAGCUCAUGGACCACUACUCGAAACCCGAAAAUGGAGGUACCAACUUCAAGUACGAGUACAGCCCAGAAUGCUUCACACAGACCGAGCCAGACUUCUCUCUGCGGGUCUGCGAGGAGGUGAGGAAGGCUUGGGGAAAGAGCAGCAAGGACAACAAGAUCAUCUUCAACCUGCCAGCGACAGUCGAAGUCGGACCUCCCAACCACUAUGCAGACAUGAUCGAGUACUUCUGCACAAAUAUCUCCCAUCGCGAGGAGAUCAUCGUCUCCCUGCAUCCUCACAAUGACCGGGGAUGCGCGGUGGCAGCCGCUGAGAUGGGACUUCUGGCAGGAGGCGAUCGAAUCGAGGGAUGCUUGCUGGGCAAUGGAGAGCGAACAGGAAACGUGGACAUUGUCACUCUGGCCCUCAACCAAUUCUGCCAAGGGAUUGUCCCUGGUCCUCUAGACAUGACUGACCUCCAGUCGAUUGUGGAUGUGGUAUCGGGCUGCAACGACAUCCCUGUCCACCCUCGUCACCCAUAUGCAGGUGAGCUAGUGUUCACAGCGUUCAGCGGCUCGCAUCAGGAUGCCAUCAAGAAGGGCUUCAAGGUGCAAGAAGAGAGGAACGCCAAGGGUGACCCUACAUGGGACAUUCCCUACCUGCCCAUCGACCCUGCCGACCUGGGCGCUACUUACGAGGCCAUCAUCCGCGUCAACUCUCAGUCUGGCAAGGGUGGCAUUGCCUACCUUGUGGCUCAGUCACUGGGUCUGGACCUGCCGCGCAAGAUGCAAGUGGCAUUCUACCAAGUUAUUCAGCAGGUGUCUGAGAGGACUGGCAAGGAGAUGGUCACCGAGGACAUCACCCGUGCCUUCUGCGAGACAUACCACGUGCCGCACCUGUCCAUUGGAAAGAAUGAAGGCCGAUUGAGCCUCAAGUCCUUCUCCCUCGCCGACGACAUGCCGGAUGCAGGAGCAGUGACGGCGCAGGGCGAGGAUGGAGCAGAGACGCCGAGGUACCGUCGCUUCACCGGCUCGGUUGCUCUGGACGGCAAGGUGCACCAGCUGACAGGAAGGGGCAACGGAGCUCUUUCGGCGCUGUGCGAUGCAUUGAGCCUGACGUUCAACAUCAAUGCCUCUAUCCGCGAGUACUCGGAGCACGCCGUGAGCCAACCGGGUGUGGGUGCAGUGGGCGUGGGCAAGGGCAGGGGUGGCGCUACGCGCUCGCAAGCUGCAUCAUACAUUGAGCUGGUGGACACGGACGAUGAGGAUCAGGCUGGUCACAAGGCAAAGGGAUACUGGGGCGUGGGCAUCGAUACGGAUGUGACUGCGUCGAAUAUCAAGGCGCUCCUCUCGGCUGCGAGCAACCUGAUCUUGAGCGAAAAGGAGGUGGUGGACCAAGCUGCCAAGGCCAUUGUCGAGGCAUGAGUGGGAGCUGAAGAUGUCACUCAGCCUUGCUGCGCGAUGCUGCGCCAUACCAAAAUGUACUGUUGAUGCCGUCUGCUGCUACUCUCGCU
Molecule: messenger RNA, 1973 nt
Organism: Microstroma glucosiphilum
Lineage: Eukaryota; Fungi; Basidiomycota; Exobasidiomycetes; Microstromatales; Microstromataceae
Product: putative LEU4-2-isopropylmalalate synthase
Exons: 2
Coding region: 13-1884 (623 amino acids)
Biological process (GO): L-leucine biosynthetic process
Cellular component (GO): mitochondrion
Molecular function (GO): 2-isopropylmalate synthase activity
Source: RefSeq, a predicted model, not a curated record